This is a messenger RNA of Trichophyton rubrum CBS 118892, 270 nucleotides long. RefSeq lists its product as uncharacterized. Gene Ontology annotation, molecular function: protein binding. The coding region runs from base 1 to 270 and encodes 89 amino acids. The transcript is spliced from 2 exons. NCBI's taxonomy places the organism in Eukaryota, Fungi, Ascomycota, Eurotiomycetes, Onygenales, Arthrodermataceae. The record is from RefSeq and is a predicted model, not a curated record.
AUGCCGCUCGAUAACAAAAGUUCUGGGCUAUUGAAUGAUUUCUUCGCCUCAGAGACGCAGGUACAAGCAUGGCUGCUUGUUCAUACUCCAAACCAACCAAGAAAGGAUCUUUUCCAGCCUCCCGAUGAGCCAGGCCAGGCUCUUCACCAUGCAUGCUACCUUGGCUUGACUGGCACCGCCAAGUACUUAAUAGAGAAUGGUGCCACCGUCGACUGCACCACAGAGAGCGGAGUGACCCCCUUAAUUCGAGCAGCUGAGUAUUUCAUAUGA